AUGAUAACUCAAUAUCAUAUGGCAAAAGACAGUGCUCGGAGAAAUUUAUUCAAUGCCACUUCAGGUUUUGUGGUGGCCAUAAAAAGUGGUGAAGGAGCAGCAAAAGCUACCGCUAUAAAUGCAUUAGAUUUAGUCAUCGAUCUAAGGCAUGGAGUAAAGUAUCUAUCAACGAAUGCAACUAGCAUAACAUCAAGUGUGAACAGUAUUGGAUCAGCUAUGGUUCCUGUAGCUGCGUCUGCUGGAAUUGCUGCAGGUAUAGUUACUGGAUUGGAAUUAUGCUAUGUCACAUACAAUUUCUUUAUCGGUGACAUUCCGGACUGGGCCACCUAUGGACGCCUAGUAACUCGUAGUAUUGCCACUGGUGUUGGUUCUUUUGUUGGCAAUUGUGCUGGAUAUCUUACUGGGGCUUUUGUUGGUGGCGCCAUAGGAUCGAUUGGAGGUCCAGGAGGAGUAGCACUUGGAGCAUUCAUUGGUGGAAUCAUAGGAAGUAUUUUCGGUAGCAUCGCUGGCGGUGCAUCUGCCUCACAAGCAUUUAAUAAAUGUUGGCCAGACGAGGAACAAAAGUCUCGUAAAAUAUUGGUUAAAGAAGCAUUAAUGCAGUAUGGUUAUACCGAAAACGAUAUUAAAAAUGAUGCAAUAUUUAACGAAACUAUGAUCAAAGCCAAAUACAAAAUGCUAUGUUUAAUACAUCAUCCUGAUCGAGAAACAGGUAGCACACAAGCUUUUCAGCAACUAUCAAUAAAUCAUGGCAUUGUAUGGUCACUUUUAAAUAGUUCAACAAAUAAGAAAGACGAUGCUGUAAAAAUCAUGAUUGAAGCUGGCGUAUAA
Rotaria sordida is the source of this 828-nucleotide messenger RNA. The record is from the annotation of a GenBank genome assembly. NCBI's taxonomy places the organism in Eukaryota, Metazoa, Rotifera, Eurotatoria, Philodinida, Philodinidae.